GCAUCCAGUAUAAGGCCUUGUGUGUGCACACGUGUGUGUGGUUUUAAUUAGUGGAAAUACUUGGGGCUUCCUGCUAACCCAAGUUUACAUUCCCAAUAUUUGUUUCUGAACUGUGAAGUGCAGAGAGAUAAGCUAUGCUUUCAUCUGAAGAAAUGCUAACUAGCGUAGCUGCCCUCAUGUCCAUUUCUCAGGUAAAAUUAGAAAUAGAGCACAAAUACAUUUGGUAGGCUACGGACAAUCUCUCAGUUGAAGGGCAGGUGGAUUAACUAUUUAAAAAAAAAUAUGCAUAUCAGCAUCUCUAAGCUAAUCCUUUGCGUCAUGUUGGAUGUUCGUGCUGAAGAAUGCAAGGCUGAAUUGAGAGUCCAAGUUUCAGAGAGCAACUGGUAACAUGGAUUGCACCUCGGAAGGGGACAGCUGAACUCUCCCUCUGGCUUUAGUGAGGAAAGAGCAGCGAUGAAAUCCGUGGACUGUGUGCACGUCAUCCAACAGAAGGAUACCGCCUCUUCUCCCUCUGCCCCCCCUGGUGCUGCUUCAGGCACCACGGGACUUUUUUCUGUCACAUUCCUGUGGCUUGCAAUGCUCCUGUCCUCUUGUCUUGCAGCAGUGUCUCUUUACCAUGUUAUCACCCUGAAAACAGAACUAGAAGCUCUGCGCAGCAAGCUGAUCUACAGGGUCCAGGCAAGGUCUCUGCUAGACAGGCCGCCCGUGUCCCCUGAUGAAAAUAAAGCGGCUACCCCUGUUUCUUCCUUCCUGCAAGUGUCUGCAGCUGCCGCCAGGCAGGAACACAGGCUUCCUGGUCCUGGCCCAGCUGAGAGCUUCCAAAAGGAAAUCUGGAACGGGAGUGGAAACAGGGGGAAAAGGUCUGUUGUCCACACAGAAGAAACAGUGCUGCAGGCCUGCUUGCAACUGAUUGCUGACAGCAAAAGUGAUAUCCAACAGAAAGAUGAUUCAAGCAUCGUCCCUUGGCUUCUGAGCUUUAAACGUGGAACAGCUCUGGAAGAACAGGGAAAUAAAAUUGUGAUCAAAGAAACAGGAUAUUUUUUCAUAUAUGGCCAGGUUUUAUAUACCGAUACAACAUUUGCUAUGGGACACCUAAUACAGAGAAAGAAGGCCCACGUGUUUGGUGACGAUCUCAGCUUGGUGACAUUGUUUCGUUGCAUCCAAAAUAUGCCACAGUCUUAUCCGAAUAAUUCUUGCUAUACUGCUGGCAUUGCAAAAUUAGAAGAAGGGGAUGAACUUCAACUUACAAUACCACGGAGAAGGGCCAAAAUAUCCUUGGAUGGAGAUGGUACUUUUUUUGGUGCAGUUAGACUCCUCUGAAGCCCUUCAUUUCUAUUAUUAUGCUUAAUCCAGUUUUCUUCUUUUCCUAUGCCUUUAUCAGAAAAAAUAUUGAAUUGUAAUAAAGCUGCCAAUUCAGUCUCUCCCCAUCCACCACCAGCUUCUAAGAAUUUUUCUUCCAUUUAAUAAGCAAACUCAAAACAGGAAACACACCAGACAAACUUGUGAUAUAUAACCCUCAUGUGUGAGAUAUAACCAUCACAUGAUUACCAGAAAGCCAAUUUAUUUUAGACAGUGGGAGGCUCUAAAUGACAAAUGUAAAGCAAUGGAUUUCUGGCUUUGCAGCAAUUUCUUGUCCAUAAAGAAAAUCAAAGGAGUUGACCAUAAAGUAUAGCAUAAACAGGACCAUUGACUAUAAAUUUAUUCAUAAUUGAAAAGGAAAAUUAAAACACAAGUACAACUUUGAUUUGUUUUGUUUCAUCAGUAAAAUAUUUGAAGUAUAAAUUGUGGGAAAUAAGCAUCAAACAGGAGAUUCCUCACCACAAAAUGGAGGUGUCAGGUGGGUUCUGGGGUUUUUUUUGGUUUGUUUGUUGGGGUUUUUUUUUUUGACGCCAAGAUUUUGGGAAAGGAAAAACUCUAAAUAUACAGGAUAAUGAAAACAAACUCCUCAGGAAUAUACAGAAUGUUAGCCACUGGCUUGCUUCUUCCCCGUGAACAAAAGGUGUAUAAAUUGCUAAUAUCUAUUAGUAUUUACUAAUUAGAAUUAAUAUUAGUGGAAAAAAAGGACAUGUAAGAUCCUUCAACAGCUCAAUCUUCAAAGCAUUGCUACUUAUCAAGAAAUAUGUGUAUACUUCUAUGUGAGCAAGGCAGGGAUAGAAAGAAAUAUGGUGAGAUUAGACACAAUACUAUGGAAUUGGAUUUCUGGCUUCAUAGUUUCUGCAGUCAUAUUUAGAUGUGUAUAUAUAUAUACAGUAUAUAUAUGUAUAUAUAUGAAAGUAUGUACACACACAUAAAUAAGCCUUUGACAUUUGGGCUUAGAAUUUUAUCUUCUUUUGAAUAGUUUAUCCAAUGGAAAUAAUACUGCAUACAUAUUUUUUUUCUAUUUCUUUUGCUUUUUGCUAUGAUCCAUUCUAUGCAAUAUAGUAAAAAAUAAAAUCCAAUAAACCUGGAACCAGCUAUACAACUAACAGAUUACAUUUGUAUACCUGAAAUCUGGGCUCAAUUCCUAGGUUAACUAGGCUUUUUCUGCAGUUUUCAAUAUAUUGCUCAACUCUGUUUUACAAAAAAAUGUCAGAAAGACCUGUAGAAAGACUAAACAGGUGUCUCUUUUAUUUUGUUUGUCUGCUUUGUUCAGUAGAUAAGAUUUAUGUAUCUUUUACCCCAUGAAUCCAUGUGUAUUACAUGGUCAAGGAAAUAAUAGCAUAGUCAUAAUGUGGUAAAGUGUUCUAAGAGCUAUUGUCAUACAAAUGUUGAAUACUUAUUCCACUGAUCUUCAAAGAAGUGUUGAAGUGCUACUGGAAUAGAUAAAAUAAUAAAACCCACAAUAAUGAACUGUACUUAAUUUGAAAAUAAUUUUUAGGGGUUGAGAAUUGUGUCAUAUGAACUCAUUCAGUAAAGGAAAGAUGUUUUGUAUA
Molecule: messenger RNA, 2912 nt
Organism: Tyto alba (common barn owl)
Lineage: Eukaryota; Metazoa; Chordata; Aves; Strigiformes; Tytonidae
Gene: TNFSF13B
Product: TNF superfamily member 13b
Exons: 7
Coding region: 454-1320 (288 amino acids)
Biological process (GO): immune response
Cellular component (GO): membrane
Molecular function (GO): receptor ligand activity; tumor necrosis factor receptor binding
Source: RefSeq, a predicted model, not a curated record